Molecule: messenger RNA, 1017 nt
Organism: Dictyostelium purpureum
Lineage: Eukaryota; Evosea; Eumycetozoa; Dictyosteliales; Dictyosteliaceae
Exons: 1
Coding region: 1-1017 (338 amino acids)
Molecular function (GO): oxidoreductase activity
Source: RefSeq, a predicted model, not a curated record
AUGAUAAGUAAUAAUAGUAAUAAAAUAGUUUUAAUUACAAAAAAAGGAUUAUCUGAAGCAUUUUCAGUAGUUAAUAGCGAAAUUCCAAAACCAAAGAGUGGUGAAGUGUUAGUUAAAAUUGACUAUGUUGCAAUCAAUAGAGCUGAUUUUGGGUUUUCUUUAGGAUGGUAUUUACCAUUCGAAAAGUAUCCAAAUCCAUGUGGAUUUGAAGCCUCAGGCACCAUAGUAGAAUUUGCAAAUGAUAAACAAAGUAGCAACAGCAAUUUAAAGAUCGGCGAUAAAGUUAGUGUAAUUUAUACAAUGGAUCAUACAAAAUAUGGUACAUUUGCAGAAUAUGCAGUUUUUCCUAUCGAAACUUUAAUCAAACAUAAUGAAUUGGUUAGUCAAAAAGAAGCAGCUGCAACAUGGAUUUCAUAUUUAACAGCCUAUUAUGGUUUGGUUGAAAAUGGUAAAAUUAAAAAAGGCGAUUAUGUUGUAAUCACUGCAGCAAGCUCAGCAUCUGGUAUGGCAGCCAUUAAUCUAGCCAAAUUAUUUGGUGCCAUUGUUAUUGUAACAAGUCGUAGUGAUAAGAAAAAACAACAACUCUUAGACUAUGGUGCCGAUCACUUUAUAGCUCAAGACACUGAAGAUUUUGUUCAACGUGUUAAAGAAAUUACCAAUGGCCAUGGUUUUGACAUUGUAUACGACUCUGUUACAGGCUCUUUUGUUUCCAAACUAGUAGAAGCUGCAUCAAAAGGAGCCAAAUUAGUACUCUAUGGUGGUAUGGACCAUUCUCCAAUCUCUUUUCAGUUGGGUGGUGCAAUUUCAAAAUAUUUAAAUAUUAAAAUUUUAAAUUGCAAUGAAUACCUCUACCAACCAGAAUACUUUAAAAAAGCAACUGAAUUCAUCAACAGCAAUUUACAUACAUUUAAGUCUAUAGUUGGUAAAGAAUUUACAGGUAUCGAUCAAAUAAUAGACUCUCUUAAUUAUCUUUCAGAAUCCAAUCUAUUUGGUAAAAUUUUGGUCAAGAUCAAUUAA